AUGGGUCGUCCUGGGGUUCAGAUGUGGACAUGGACACUGUUUGUUUGUCUGAGUUGGAUGUGCGUGGAUCAAGCCGUGGCAGGGCCGCAGUACAUGGUAGCCAUUCCUGCGGUCAUCGAAGCCGGAGCUGAAACGCCUUUCUGUGCAACUCUUCUAAAGCCCAACGAGACUCUGGUCAUGACCGUCACUUUAAGGUCCCAAGAGCAAAACAUGACUCUAAUGGAGGAGACGUCCAGUCAGGAGUUUCACACCUGCAUUAAGUUUCAGGCUCCUUUAGUCCACAAUCAGGUUCAGAAGUUGGAGGUGGAGGUGCGAGGACAAACAUUUUACUCAAAAGAAGUCCGAAAAGUCAUGUUCAGAACCUACAAAUCAAGCACAUUCGUCCAAACAGAUAAACCAAUCUACCUUCCAGGACAAACAGUGCAAUUCAGAGUCAUCUCACUGGACAGCAAGUUCAGGCCUGUCAAUCAGUCGUACAAUGUCAUUGAACUGGAGGAUUCUGUAAGUAACAGGAUCGGACAGUGGAUGAUGAAAAGCUCUGAUGGCAAAAUAUUACAGCUUUCUUACUCAUUGAACUCUGAGGCCCGUGAAGGAACCUACAACGUCAUCGUGCAGAUGGGUGAACAGAAAAUCCGUCACAGUUUUAAGGUGGAGAAAUACGUUCUGCCAAGAUUUGAAGUAAAAAUAGAAACACCUGAGACAGUUAGUAUCGGGCAAGAAGACAUCAAAGCUCAAAUAUGUGCAAAGUAUACAUACGGACAGCCUGUGCCAGGCAAUGUCAAAAUUGAGUUGCUCCGACCAUUCAAGCGCAUAAGAUACAUGAUCCCUAUAUUUCCAGGCGGGACCCCUGAUAUACUUUCCUUUUCCUAUAGGGAGAUACAACAGGCGGACAAGUCAGGCUGUUCAACUUUUGUCAUCAAGAUGUCCAAUUUCACAGAACCUAAGGUGAGAUUGCUGCAUGACAUUCUGCUGCAUGACUCUCUGCUGCAUGACUCUCUGCACCUGACGGCCAGUGUGGAGGAGGAAGGAACAGGUAUCUCACACCAAAGUCAGAAGAGGUUGGAGAUCACGUAUGUUAUUGGAAAGUUCAUCUUUAUGGACACACCCAAGUUUUACGAGCAGGGAUCUGUCGUGGAGGGAAAAGUCAAAGCGGUUCGUUACGAUGGUACACCCAUCGCUAACAUGGUGGUGUAUCUGCUCGAGGGUAGUAGGUGGUCGCUACGUCUGCUGCAGAAUGUCACAACUGACAGCGAAGGUAUCGCCAAUUUCUCGAUUAGCACAGCCGAGAUAAACAGAGACAUCCAGCUCACGGCAAGCAGCAAACCCCACAAUGUGCAUGAAAACCAUCAGACUCCGUUCUAUCAAAGUGGAGAGCACACAGUGUCGCAGAUCAAACCUUUAACUCAAGAGACUAAAACGAUCAGCUCCUUGGAGGUGCAGAAGAAGGAUAGAACACUCGCCUGCGACACAGAGGAAGACCUCCACAUCAAGUUUUUUGUAGUCGGGGAAGCUCAGGGCAAAGCAGAUGUGAUGUAUCUGGUCUUAUCCAGAGGAGCCAUCGUGAUGCAAGGAUCCAAACAGAUUGAAGUGCAGGAUAAACCAAUGACCGAGGGCCAGAUGUCCUUUAAGCUGAGAGUGUCUCCAGAGAUAGCCCCAGUCGUCCAGGUGGUGGCGUACGCCGUCCUCCCCAGUGAGACGGUGAUCGCCCACAGUGCUGAGUUCACCACAGAGAAAUGCUUCAGUCACAAGGUGUCUCUGGAGUUUUCUCCGUCCUCAGCUGUCCCAGGUGAGGAAAACACCCUGCAGGUGACCGCCCAUCCUGACUCUCUGUGUGGUCUGAGCGCUGUGGACCAGAGCGUCCUCAUCAAAGAGCCAGGGAAAACUCUGACAGUCGACAAGAUAUUCGAUUUGUUGCCUGUGACAAAAUCAACUUCUAUUCCAAAUGCAGCUGAAGACCCUUUUGGGUGCCUUCAGAUGAGAUCUAGAAGAAGCAUUGUCCCUUACUCCAGACGCAGCACCACGGAUGAUGCUUACAAGGUUUUCCAGAAUGUAGGACUGAAGAUGGCAACCAAUUUGUUUAUUCGAAUGCCUUCAUGCGUCACGUUCAGAGGACAGAUAUUCCGCCAAGAAUACGACCAUAAUCCUUACAGAUCCUCCACAUAUAGGAAAAGGAUUGGACUUCACGGUUUCCCUGGGAAAAUGCCUAAAAAGAUAGAGGUAGAGAUAGAGGCUGCACUUGUGGAGACAGUCCGCAGUUUUUUCCCUGAGACUUGGAUAUGGGACCUGGUGGAAGUUGGAGCGUCUGGAACCAAAGUCAUCCCCCUCACCGUCCCUGACACCAUCACCACCUGGGAGACGGAGGCUUUCUGUUUGUCCCCUCAAGGUUUCGGCUUGGCUCCUCGUAAAGAGCUCACCGUCUUCCAGCCCUUCUUCCUGGAGCUCAGCCUGCCGUACUCCAUCAUCCGAGGGGAGAACUUUGAGCUGAAGGCAACUGUCUUCAACUACCUGUCCAGCUGCAUCAUGGUCACUAUGACUCCAACUCCCUCCUUGGAUUACACCCUCACCCCUCUCUCUGGUGACCAGUACACAUCCUGUUUGUGUGGCAACGAGCGCAAGACCCUCAGCUGGAUCAUGGCCCCCGCAGCCUUAGGGGAUGUAAACGUGACUAUGACCGCUGAGGCUGUGGCGUCCCAUGCUUCCUGUAACAAUGAGAUCGUGAACGUCCCAGAGAGAGGUCGUAUCGACGUGGUCACAAAAUCUCUCAUAGUGAAGGCUGAAGGAACCGAGAUGACAAAGACCCACAACUGGCUGCUCUGUCCUAAAGAUGAGGCUUUGACGGAGGAAAUAAACAUACAGCUUCCUGCUAACGUGAUUGAUGGAUCUGCUCGUGCUCUUGUUUCAGUCCUGGGUGACAUCCUGGGCCGAGCUCUGAAGAACCUGGACGGGCUGCUGCGGAUGCCGUACGGAUGUGGCGAACAGAACAUGGCGCUCCUAGCCCCUAACAUCUACAUCCUCCAAUACCUGAAAAACACCCAGCAACUGACCCCCAAAAUCAUGGAUAAGUCGGCUAACUUCCUGACCAGUGGCUACCAGAGACAGCUGAACUACAAACAUGCUGGAGGUGCUUACAGCACGUUUGGAACGGGAUCGGGGAACACCUGGCUGACAGCUUUCGUGGUGAGAUCCUUUGCCAAAGCACAGUCCUUCGUCUUCAUCGACCCAGUAAAGAUUCAAGAGUCAAAGACCUGGCUGGAGAGCAAGCAGCGGGAACAAGGCUGUUUUGAAAAGUCGGGAAAACUCUUCAACAACAGAAUGAAGGGCGGUGUGUCUGAUGAAGUGACUCUCACUGCCUACAUCAUUGCUGGCUUCCUGGAGAUGAACACGUCUGUUAGUAAUCCUGUGGUGAGCAACGGCCUGUCCUGUCUCAAGGCGUCCUUGGGUGACCUCAGCAACACCUACGCCACAGCACUGAUGGCGUACGUCUUCACCCUGGCUGGAGACUUGGAGACCCGAGGCCAGCUCCUGAGGCACCUUGACACAGUAGCAAUACGCUCAGGAGGUUACCUCCACUGGUCUCAGUCAGCGACAGACACCUCCUACCCUCUUUCUGUGGAGAUCAGCUCUUAUGUGCUGCUGUCCGUACUCAGUGUCUCUCCUUCUGCUGAAGAACUGGGAUACUCCACCGGCAUCGUCAGAUGGCUGACCACCCAGCAGAACUAUUACGGAGGCUUCUCCUCCACACAGGACACAGUGGUGGCUCUGCAGGCUCUGGCUCUCUACUCCACUCGUGUGUUCAGUCCAGAAGGUUCAAGCACAGUGGCGGUCCAGUCUCCCAGCGGUCAGCUGAUGUUUGACGUGAACCAGGACAACAAGCUGCUCUACCAGGAGGAGCUGCUGAAGGAUGGGACAGGAAAGUACAGCCUGGAGGUGAAGGGAACUUCCUGUGCUUCCAUUCAGAUUUCUCUUCACUACAACAUCCCAACUCCUACUGAUGGCACCAAGCUCAGGGUGGAGGUCCAACCUGAAGCCCUUUGUGGAGGCACUUCUAACAGACGCAAGCUUACUCUGAAGACCAAGACCCUAUACUACGGUGAGGAGCCGACUACGAACAUGGUGAUCCUGGACCUCAAAAUGCUCUCUGGAUUUAUCCCGAACCCUGAGUCUCUGAAGAAGCUCAAAGGCGCCCUGCUGGUGGAUCGUGUUGAACAGAACAAAGACCAUGUUUUGGUGUAUCUUAAGGAGUUGCCAAAGGACAUAACCAUCGAUCUUGAGUUAGAGCUCAUCCAGGAGAUCCAAGUGCAGAACCUGAAGCCAGCUGUGGUCAACAUCUAUGACUACUACCAGCCAAAUGACCUGGCUGAGACCCAGUACACCGACCCCUGUUCUACAGCUUGACCACAGAUGUUGUCUUGAUGGUCCCAAGAAGAUUCUGAAUAAACCUACAUUUUGUUCAAAGUCA
Notolabrus celidotus (New Zealand spotty) is the source of this 4459-nucleotide messenger RNA. Its product is annotated as murinoglobulin-1-like. The transcript has 36 exons. Gene Ontology annotation, cellular component: extracellular region. Bases 1 to 4395 code for a protein of 1464 amino acids. Lineage: Eukaryota; Metazoa; Chordata; Actinopteri; Labriformes; Labridae. Gene Ontology annotation, molecular function: endopeptidase inhibitor activity. The record is from RefSeq and is a predicted model, not a curated record.